AUGAAGACUAUUGCUAUUCUUUCUUCCCUGCUACUCCUCGGAGCUGCCACUGCCCAGGAGAUCCAGUCCAAACCCUUCCACCUGGUCAUCACUCAGGCAGCUAAGAAGGCAUUGAAUGGCGAACAACUUGCCGCCUGCCACUCUGGCGCGGCCAUUGAAUCACUUUGUCUGGCCGGCAGUUCCGGCGGUCACUUCUAUCUGAAUUACACCAAGGGAGAAGAAGCGCCCAUCAAGGGCAAUGGCCUUCCCGGAGUUCUUAUCUGGAACCUGCCAUACAACGGUGAUCUUGUCGAGUCUGAGCCUAUGAGCUUCUACACCGACCCAUCCACCAAUGUGGCCAUGCCCAUGUUCCAACCUAGCUAUGACGAGCAAGAGGUCUUCUUCAACAAGGAUAACAUCAUGGGCAUCUACAGCUACCUUAAUGACGCUGUUACUCCUCCCACUGAUGACACGGUCAAGGUGCUGAAGAACUGGUAUGUGUGUGAGACAAACUACGCUGCAUACACAUACAAGACCUUGGCCUGGGUGAUGGGCAAUGGUUCACAAAAGCCCCAAAAUCCCAGCUGUGUCAAGGUUGAGGUUGAGCGCAAGUUUUUAUAG
This is a messenger RNA of Penicillium odoratum, 600 nucleotides long. RefSeq lists its product as uncharacterized. The transcript is spliced from 2 exons. The coding region runs from base 1 to 600 and encodes 199 amino acids. The record is from RefSeq and is a predicted model, not a curated record. NCBI's taxonomy places the organism in Eukaryota, Fungi, Ascomycota, Eurotiomycetes, Eurotiales, Aspergillaceae.